AUGUCGGGCUUGGACUACCUGGCGGCCGAGUGCCUGGUGUCCAUCUCCAGCGGGGCCCUCGUCCACCCGCCCGCCGCCGCGGAAGACCGGACGGCGCGCCCCGCCGGCCGCUCGACGGCGCUCCCGCCCGCCGCGCGCCCCGGCCCCUCCGCCGGCCUCCGCCCCCCGCCGCGCCCCGCAGGCGGCCAGCCCGAGGGCGGCGCCCCGGCCGGCUGGGAGGGGGCCCGGCGAGCCCCCGACGGCGCGCCCAAGAGGCACCCCUGCCCCUUCCCGGGCUGCGCCAAGGUCUACGGGAAGUCGUCGCAUCUGAAGGCGCACCUCCGCACCCACACGGGCGAGAGGCCUUUCCCAUGCAGCUGGGCCGGCUGCCAGAAGAGGUUCGCCCGCUCCGACGAGCUGGCCCGACAUUUCCGGACCCACACCGGGGAAAAGCGCUUCUCCUGCCCGCUCUGCGAAAAGCGCUUCAUGCGCAGCGACCACCUGACCAAGCACGCCCGGCGCCACCCCACCUUCCAGCCAGGCAUGGUCCGGCGGCCCCACUGCCACAGCGCCUCCCCCAGUGACUCGGCUACCAGCAGCCUCACCGGGAGCCCUGCCCCUGACAGCCCCACCUCCGACGGCCCCGCCCUUUAA
Molecule: messenger RNA, 633 nt
Organism: Euleptes europaea (tarantolino)
Lineage: Eukaryota; Metazoa; Chordata; Lepidosauria; Squamata; Sphaerodactylidae
Gene: KLF16
Product: KLF transcription factor 16
Exons: 2
Coding region: 1-633 (210 amino acids)
Biological process (GO): regulation of transcription by RNA polymerase II
Molecular function (GO): RNA polymerase II cis-regulatory region sequence-specific DNA binding; DNA-binding transcription factor activity, RNA polymerase II-specific
Source: RefSeq, a predicted model, not a curated record